Messenger RNA from Spizellomyces punctatus DAOM BR117, 4706 nucleotides. RefSeq lists its product as uncharacterized. The coding region runs from base 291 to 4706 and encodes 1471 amino acids. Gene Ontology annotation, molecular function: DNA binding. Lineage: Eukaryota; Fungi; Chytridiomycota; Chytridiomycetes; Spizellomycetales; Spizellomycetaceae. The transcript has 6 exons. The record is from RefSeq and is a predicted model, not a curated record.
GCGACUUUCCAACUCCAGCGUUUUUAACGGCCAACCACAACCAAGGCGGCUUUACCCGACCCUUCUUUUUUUAUUAUUGGAAACGGGAUAUACGUCGCUUUAUACUAGCAAUUUUUUUUAAACGCGUUAUUAGCGUUUUAUUAUCGUAGACUGGGAAGGGUUUUUAUUGCAAAAGGGGGCAUAACGGGCAUCUGGUCAUUUUCUUUCUAAACCGUUUCGCCGUCGUCCUGCUUUGGGAGGCUGGCGAUCUGUUGUGCCUCCCUCUCGUCAGUUAGUGGGCACAUGCGGUAAUGGAAGGGAACGCUGUCUUUACUCAUCCGACGCAACCUCAGUCACGCCCACAGCAACGUCAGUUUGGAGCGCAAUCGGCAGGACCAGGACAGCAGGUCCAGAUCCCAUUUGGAAAUGCACCCGGCACCAACAUGCUUGGAAGCAACGCGGUUCAUCAAAACAUGUAUGCCGGCAACAUGCUCGCCUUUCAAGGCAUUCCAUUGCAGAAACCACAACAACAGCAACAGCAACAACAACAAGCUUUUGCUGGUGGCGCCCAGCAGGCCAACUUUUUCGUGCCGGGCAUGAACCAAGUUGCUGGAAUACCAAACGGCGGCAUCAAUCCUUUUGCAAAUCAGCUGGGCGCAAACUAUGCGGGAAUGAAUGGCUUUCCCGUAGUGCAGAAUCCCUACGGACUGGACAUGUCGACAAUUAACCAAACGGCAUUGAUUCAACAACAGCAACAACAGCAAAUUCAGCAGCAGCAGCACCAAUUACAACAACAACAACAAGCGCAACAACAACAGCAGCAGCAGCAGCAGCAGCAGCAGCAAGAUCAGUCUCAACAGCAGCCCCCAUCACAGCCGCAGCAAAGUCACCUUCAAUCACAGUCUCAGCCAGGGCAGCAACAACCGCAACAACAGCAACAGCAGCAACAACAGCAGCGGUAUGGAGUGGUUUCAGGAGGAGCGUUUGUGAGACCGCAAAUGACCCCGGCAGUGCAAGCAAAUGCGUAUCCGCAGGCUGGUAACGUUCAGGCGCAAACCCAGUACUUGUCGAAUGCAAUGGGAGCGGCUACCGGAUUUGUUGGAAUGCCCACUGCGGGCAAUUGGGCGGCACUGGGACAGAUGAAGACGGCGGAUGGAUACCGAUGGCCACAGGCAUCAGGCGCAAGCGGUGCAACUCAGAUGGCCAUUCCUGCCCAGGCAAAUAUGAACGCAUCGCUUGCUCCUGUAUCGGGUGCUGGUUUUCAAGCGUCUUUGACCCCGGCCGCCAGCGCUGCGAAUUCGUUGAACCCAAAUAUGGCGUCGUCACAACAGCAGAUGCUAGCACAGUACGCUUUGAUGGGAGGUCAAGGGCAGAUUGCGAUACCUGCUGGUAUGCAGCAAAAUAUGCAUCCUCAGUUUUUGCAGCAGCAGUAUCAACAGCUGGCCCAGCAGCGGUUCCAGUCUCUCAUGCCACAAAACGCUGUUCAUGGACAGCAAAAGCCACAAGCUACUGGACAGUCACCUGCACAGCCGAAUGCUCAAUGGAACCAGCAGGUCAAUGCACCUCAACAAUUUCAGUUAAUGCCACCAGCUGCGAAGCGAGCAAGAAAGGGGCCUGGACCGGAUGGCAUGCAAAGCCAGCAACAAUCUCCGACACAGCAACAUCCACCCGCCUCUCUUCAAUCGUCACCACAGCAGGCAAAGGCUACUCAGCAACAAACAAGCGAUACCCAACCAUCACCGCAGCCUUCGGUCACCACACCAAAUAUGCCUGCUCAACCGCACCCUUCCUCUCAGCCGCAAGCGCCUGCAGGCUUCCAACAGUAUAUUCAAAAAGUACAUCAACAGUCGAAGCAUCAACUCCAAAACUCAAUUCAGGCCCAAAUACAAGUAAAUCGGCAGGCGGAAGCACAGCGGCAACAGGCCCAUCUCCAGCAGUUGCAGCAAAUGCAGCAGGCCCAACAACAUGCACAGCAGCAGUUGCACCAACAGCUACAUCAGCACAAGAUGGGACAACAGUCUAGCGUCUCUCAGCAGAUGCAGCAGCAACCGCAUGCAACGCCACAAACGGCACAGAUGCUUUCACAGCAGAUAACGAACCUUCAGCAGGCGGCAGACCAACAGCGCACUCAUCACGAUGCGGGGGAGCAGCUUAAACGUCAACAGCAACAGCAGCAACAACAGCAUCAGCAGCAGCAGCAGCAGCAACAACAGCAGCAACAGCAACAGCAACAGCAGCAACAACAGCAGCAACAACAACAACACCAGCAUCAACAACAGGGUCCAGUAACACCUUCACCUAGACUGCCUGCCAAUCAAACCACUCCUCACAUGCCGAACCAUCCGCAAAUAUCUACCCAGCAGCAACAACAACACCAGCAAGCACCACAACAGCAACAGCCGCCGCCGCAACAGCAGCAACAGCAGCAGAUGCCACAGGUCCAAUGGGCUCAAACUUACUACCCCACUCCGGGUCAUCGCGCGAGUCUGAACGGACCGCAGAUACAUUCGAGCCAGCCGCCUACGAGUAUAGUCACCGCGGUGGGGAUGCAAGGUGUUCCUGGUACACAAAAGAGCGCGCCAAGUCCGCGAGUCUCUUUCGGACAAGGUCAAGGUGGAACUACUUCGACAGCGGUGUUUGGGGAACAGGCUUUGCAGCAGCAGAUGCAGAAAGCUAUGCCGCAAACUAUGCAACAUCAGCAGGCGAUUAUGCAGCAACAGCAACAGCAGGCAUUUCAGCAACAAGCUCUUCAACAGCAGGCCCUCCAUCAACAGGCUCUUCAACAGCAGCAAGCGAUGCAGCAACACAUGCAGCACCAGCGCCAACAAUCCUUCAGCAUGAACAAUGUGAACGGGCCUGGAAACAUGACGACACAAGCGCCUGCCAACCCACCAGCAACGCCACAACAAGCGCAUGCCGGACUAAGGGCCCCAACUACGCCAAAAGAAACACCGCAGCAAACAAGAAUGCUGCGUCCCAACCCGGAGCUGUGGAUGACACAGUAUAAGGAUUUUAUGAAGACUAUCAACACACCUUUUACUCGGAUUCCAUCCGUUGGGGGCAAGCAGCUGGACAUGUUCAACCUGUUUUAUCAUGUUGUGGAACUCGGAGGAUUUGACAAGGUUUCUGCUGGAAAACGAUGGCGGCAUGUUGCAGAUCUCCUGGGACUCAAAUCGUAUAGCGCCGCAGCGUCGGCGCUGAAAAAGAACUAUUCGACUCUUUUGUAUCAGUUUGAACGACGGCUGUAUCCCCACUUGGCUGGGUUAGGUGCUGCUCCAGUACAGCCGAGUGGUCAGAUGGCAAAUGGCGCGGGAGUGCAACGGCGACCCUCAAGUGGUAUUCCAAACAUGAAUGCCUCUCAGGCUGACUAUAUGCGAAACAAUCGGUUCCAACCGUAUAAUAUACCCCAGGGAUCUGGUCCGGGACGACCUGUGCAGGUGCCGGCAUCUGUUGCGCCUGUACCUUAUACCAACGUCCCGCCACCAGUAAUAGAAAAGCCCGCGCCCCCGCCUCCGCCGCCAAAGCCGGUUUUUAAGCCUGCUGUGCGCAAGGUCGAAUCUUACGGAGGGUUGGAUCUCAAGGGCAUUGUGCCCGACGUGUACCGACCAAUGAAGGAAUUGUUUGGAGGUAGGGUGGAUGGGCACCAUUUGGUGAUGGCCAUAAAGUCGAGGAUGGACAUUGAAGUCCGUUAUGCGCUGGACAUUUUGACGCUGGCUUCUGCUGACGAACGCGUACCAAUUUACCUGAUGGAAUGCACAGAUUUGCUGGAUGCGCUAUUGGGGUUGAUGGAGGAGUGUUUGGCGGCAACCGGUGCAACUAAAUUGAAGGAGUUUCGGUCGUAUUCCGAGUUAUUUCAGGAUGAGUGGGAGGGCUUCUUCAAAUUGCGACAUGAUGCGGAGGCAACUCUGGAUGAAUCUGAAAAGAUGGUUGACAGGGCAGUGUGUGUUGGGACCGUGCUGAGGAAUUUGUCUUUUCAUUUGGAGAAUCAGCGAUUCUUGGCGGAGCAUAGCAAGGUUCUUUCGUUGAUUGUCCAGAUGCUGUGCUUGGCUCCAGGAAAAGACAAUGUGGGACGCAUUGCCGCGUUGGAGCAUCGAAAGAAUGCUACCAUCAUGUUGUCAAAUAUCGGCGCCUUCGUACGUAUUCCAGAUCGAGAGGCUGGAGAACUAAUUCUGGACGUGCUCUCUGACUUUAUCGACGAGUCUGAUACGUAUUAUGCGUACCCCGCUCUGGAAGCACUAGCCAAAAUUACCCUCGUUGACGAUAAUGGGAGCAUUGUUGCUAAAGCAAAGCACUUGGAUCCGUUGGUGGAACGUAUCGUGCACAUGCUACCCUCGACUGGCCUCUCUGCCGACGCUACACCUGAAGAUUUGGCCACUUGGGAAAUGGCAUCCAUCGCUCUCUUUAACCUCUCCGCCACCGACGAUCGCAUACGCCGCAUCAUGGUCCGCACCCUCGGAUUCAUUCCCCUCAUGCUCCGCCUAUGCCGACCGCCCCUUGCCGAGCUUCACUUUCGAUUCGCGCGCCCAGGAAUGAACGUUCUUCCCACUCAAUCCAUUUCGCAGCGGUCCAUGCGGACACUGGCCGAACUGGCCAAGGAACGAAAGUGCCGAACCUGGCUCAUGGGUUACGAAAAAGAGUUUUUGGCCAUGGUGGCGGGUCGGGCGUAUGAUGACGAAGUGGAAAAGCUUGCGGCAGAGUGUUUGUGGGCUUUACAUGAGGAUAUCUGA